GUGGCGGCGUGGCGGUGACCAGCCACACACGGACACGGCACGGCACGGGCACCACAUCCCAAGGCAAGUCGUACGUGGCACGCGCUCGUCCAUCUCCAUGGCGGUGCCGGCCUCCGCCUCCGCGUGCGUGCGCGCCGGCCCGCCGCCGUCACGCCGCGCGUGUACCAGUACCACUGGCGGCACGGGGACCGCGGCGUUCUCGCUGAUCUGCCGCAAGAGACUACCGCCGCCGACACGGCAGCCGAUCCACCUCCAGCUCCAGGGCCGUGCCAGCUCCGACCUCCGCUGCCGCCGGCGUCUCCUCACGGCGCGAGGCGAGCGCCCGGCCCCGGAUGAGGACGAGGAGGAGGCGGCGGGUGCAGGCGGUGGUUCGUUCGACGCGGCGGUGGCGCUGUUCAACCGCGGGGAGUACCACGCGUGCCACGACGUGGUGGAGGAGCUGUGGUACGGCGCCGAGGACCCCGCGCGGACGCUCCUCCACGGCGUCCUCCAGUGCGCCGUCGGCUUCCACCACCUCUUCAACCAGAACCACCGCGGCGCGAUGAUGGAGCUCGGCGAGGGCCUCUGCAAGCUCCGCAAGCUGCAGCUAGACAGCGACGGCGACAGCGGCGGCGGCGGCCCUUUCUCCCGGUUCCGGGACGAGGUCGCCGCCGUGCUGCAGUUCCUCUACCGCACCCAGAAGGAGCUCGCCGCAUGUACGCACCGACGAGAUGUGCUUAACCAUGGACGGCUCGGCGAGCUCGUACCAGCUGCUGGGCAACUUCGCCGCCGGCCAGCAACUCUACCGGCUGGAACUGGAAGCCGAGGAGGACGGAGCUUGUUCCAGCAUACUGUUCUCUGCACCUAAUAAUAAUAAAGGCGAUGGCGCUUCACAAGGAGCUCAAGCUCAUCACCCUCAGAGAGUGAAGCUUCCAACGCUGCGUGCUACGGAGCAACAUCUUGCAGCGCUUCAAUGUACAUACGAAUAUACGUAGCUGGCCGGGCUCUAGCAUGUGGACAAAUAUACAUACAUUUAUCCUCAUGAGGUCCAGGUGCCUGCAAAGUUUAAAGAAUAAUAACAGGUCCAUGUAGGCUUCAAAAUUUCCUUCAUCCCAUAGACGACGUUUGAUGUCCAUGGGUGUGAUUCUCAUAGGAAAGAUGAGGUCCAGUUGGCUGCAAAAUCUGGUCUAUGGAUCAUUGGAUCUUAAACAUAGCCGGAUUAUAUCGUAAAUUCCCUUUAUCCCCACGAAGGAGAUCAUUUUUAACAUUUUGGAUUUGUCUCGUAAGGGGUUUUAAACUCAGAGUUGACUCUCGUUAUAGUAAAAUUUUUCCCAUA
Messenger RNA from Sorghum bicolor (sorghum), 1315 nucleotides. RefSeq lists its product as uncharacterized. The record is from RefSeq and is a predicted model, not a curated record. The transcript has 3 exons. Bases 98 to 847 code for a protein of 249 amino acids. NCBI's taxonomy places the organism in Eukaryota, Viridiplantae, Streptophyta, Magnoliopsida, Poales, Poaceae.